AGUCGCCGUUACUCCGCCCGUCCUUAUCCGUCUAUAUAUUCCCAAACCCCCGGGGCAUCUCUCUCGAUUCCCUUCUCCCAAACCCCAAACCUAAAUUCGAUGGAUUACGAGCCCUCCUCCCCCUCCUCGCCGUCGUCUCUCAAGCAGAAGCUCCGGACCUCGAUCUGCUUCUCCUGCUGCUUCCGCGGCGCGGCAGGCGAGGACCCGGUUUCCGGCGCCGCCGACGAGGAGCGGCCGCUGUCGCUGAUCCGGACGUCGUCGGUGUGGCUCCGUUCCAAGGCGCAGGAGCUACCGGAGAUCAAGAACCGGUGCCGGGGCAUCAUCUCGCGGAUGGGGCCGCAGCGUCGACACUCCGGGGACUUCAGGUACGACCCCCUCAGCUACGCGCUCAACUUCGACGAGGGGUUCGAGGACGACGCGCUCGCCGACGAGGAGUUCCGGUCCCGGAACUUCUCCUCCCGCCUCCCGGCGUCCUCCCCGCCGCCCAGCGCCGUCGGAAUCGCGUGCUAGGAUUCUCCGCCGCGUUUCUUUUCUUUAUCCAACUCCUCGAUCCGACCGUGUGUUGUGCGUAAAUAUCCGUGCUCCCAGAUCUGGCUUUAAUUUGUAAACUUUUCCAAAUCUUUGAGCCUCUUUAGCUUUCAAACAAGUCUCUCUAGUCUGCUCUUUUUUCUGCCCGUGGUUUUAUUAAUUCUGGGUUCUGCCAACGUGCGCCGCAGAGGGUUGGGUGUUCGUCCGCCUGCCAUGGACGGGCAGAUCCUGGAGCUGUACAAUUUUUGUUGUAUAUCUUAUCAUUCAAUCAAUCAAAAAAGUUUGCUACGUGAGAAGGAAUCUAUGAAUUAAAGAAGAAGAGGAAUUUAUUUAAUAUUGAGUACACUGGGGGACCAGCCCAUCUAUUAUUUUUUUUUCGGUGACAGCAGGAUCUCCCAUGUGCAAUGAUUGUAAUGCCGUUUGGAGAGCUUUUAGAGAGCUUUUUGGUCCUCUAAAAAUAUUUUUGGAUAAAAAAUAAUAUUUGAUAAAAAUUUUGAAAAAUUAUUUUAAUUUUUUUAAAAAGCUAAAAACAGUAUUUUAGGAGAAACUUCCGAAAAAAUUAUUUUAAAUUUUAUCGAAAAAUUAUUUUUUUAUCAAAAUACUCAAGGAGAGCAAUAUUUUUAGAAUUUAACAUAUUUUCUUGUCCAUUUUAAUUUUUCUCCUCAAUUUCUCUUUUUAUUCGGAAUUCAAAUCCAUAUUCAAGUGAAUUAUGCAUUCACAUGAGACAUAUUAGGUGUGGAUUAUGUCCAAG
Phoenix dactylifera (date palm) is the source of this 1279-nucleotide messenger RNA. RefSeq lists its product as uncharacterized. The record is from RefSeq and is a predicted model, not a curated record. Lineage: Eukaryota; Viridiplantae; Streptophyta; Magnoliopsida; Arecales; Arecaceae.